This is a messenger RNA of Periconia digitata, 1515 nucleotides long. The record is from the annotation of a GenBank genome assembly. NCBI's taxonomy places the organism in Eukaryota, Fungi, Ascomycota, Dothideomycetes, Pleosporales, Periconiaceae.
GCGGACCACAGCGGACCAAAAAGUGCCCAACAGCUGCAGAACAGAAAUGUCAACCCUCUUCCACGCGUGCUCUCCUCACUUUUCGACAUCAACACCAAUCUUCUUGAUCGCCUUCUUUCACGCUCCUUUGCUGUUCUCAUAAUACCAAAACUUCACAUUUCCCAUUCGCCGCCCCCUCGGCUGAAACUGCUGCUCCACAGGUCCCCAAAGAAACCCCUGUACUGUGCUUCUGCAGGCCCCAGCACACAGCUCCUUUCCGGGUCUUGUCUGGCUUGUUAUCGCCUUAUCGCCUCUUCACCUCAUUCAACUUUUUCUAUCCGAAUUGAAAGACGGCGCAUGCGCAUUCCCCCUGGGAACCCCUCCAAGAUCUAAUUCCGAAGUAAGCGCGUUGCUCCCGCCCGCCUGGCCUUGCUUGCCGACGUCAUUCUGCCAACAAGCUCCAACCGAGCGCAAACGAUACCACGCGUGUCUAUCUUUCGGCAGCUUAGGCAAACACCGUGAGGAGACAAAUAGAAUAUUACACUCCACAGCCUACCGUGCGCAUUGUCAGCAAUCCCGAUCAAAACGCCCUGAGAAACGUGGCCGCUCAGCCCACCUUUUUCCACUUUCACCUCCUAUAGCAACACCAUGCCCGAGACCCGCUCUAUGGCUAAUGGCAACGGCGCCGCCAUGAGACCUACAGAUAACCAGAAGAACAAGGAGGAAGAGGAGAAUGUCUUCCUCUUUUAUCCCAACUUGAUCGUUCCCCUAGGUGCCUCCCGUGUCGUGCUUGCCUUCGUCUCCCUCUAUUAUAUGCCGAUCCACCCUCGAACAUGUACUGUACUUUACAGUGUAUCCUGCCUCCUCGAUGCCCUCGAUGGGUACGCUGCCCGCUAUUUCGAACAAAGCACCAAAUUCGGCGCCGUGCUCGACAUGGUGACUGAUCGUUGCACAACUACUUGUCUGAUGGUCUUUCUGGCAAGCGCCUUUCCGAGGUACAGCAUCGUCUUCCAGGCCCUCAUAAGUCUGGAUUUGGCCAGUCACUAUAUGCACAUGUAUGCGACCCUGAGCAUGGGUAAUGGAGCAAGCCACAAGAAGGUCGACGAGUCCCGGAGCAAGCUCUUGAAACUAUACUACUCGGACCAGAGGGUCUUGUUCACGCUCUGCCUGAUGAACGAGCUGUUCUUUAUUGCACUCUAUCUUCUUUCGUUCUCGUCACCCAGACUCUCUCCAACUCUGUUGCAAGAUCCCCAAUCGCCUUCUUCGCUUGUAGCUGGUUCACCUGCAGCACCAGACCCGUCGAAGAUGUUUCCGAGCCCAUGGUCCGCUGGUGCUAUGGAGAUGGCCAGGGCAAACAAAAUGGAUGACAGGUUCCCAUGGGUUAUCUUCUGGAUUUCUUUGCCCUUCAUGGCCUUGAAACAAUUCAUCAAUGGUGUGCAGUUAGUCAAGGCUAGCAAAUGGCUCGCCGAGGGAGAUAUCGCGGAAAGGAAACGACAGGGACUUCCACGCAAGAGGGACGCGAAGAAGGUGCAGUAA